Chrysemys picta bellii (western painted turtle) is the source of this 2098-nucleotide messenger RNA. Lineage: Eukaryota; Metazoa; Chordata; Testudines; Emydidae. The record is from RefSeq and is a predicted model, not a curated record.
CGCGCGCGCUGUUGUUAUUGGUGCCGCUGGCGGCGGCUGUUGGAGGGGGAGGGUGGCUCAGUCAGUGAGUUCUUUAAAGAUGGCCGGAGCGGCGGCGACCGCGACCCCCGUGUACUGUGUUUGCCGGGAGCCUUACGAUGUGAGCCGCUUCAUGAUCGAGUGCGACAUCUGCAAGGACUGGUUCCACGGCAGUUGUGUCAAGGUAGAGGAGCACCAUGCUGUUGAUAUUGAUCUGUACCACUGUCCCAACUGUGCAGUUCUGCAUGGACUAUCCUUAAUGAAGAAGAGGAGGAACUGGCACAGACAUGACUACACAGAGUUUGAUGAUGGUUCCAAACCAGUCCAAGCUGGAACACGGACUUUUGUUAAACAACUGCGGGCUCGCUCGUUCCCAAGUGCUGAUGAAAUCAUUUUGAAAAUGCAUGGCAGCCAGCUGACACAAAGAUACCUGGAGAAACAUGGGUUUGAUGUCCCUAUUAUGGUUCCUAAAUUAGAAGGUCUUGGGCUCAGACUCCCUCCCCCUACUUUCUCCGUUUUGGAUGUGGAACGCUAUGUAGGUGGCGACAAAGUGAUAGAUGUAAUUGAUGUGGCAAGGCAGGCAGACAGUAAAAUGAAGCUUCAUAAUUAUAUUAAGUAUUUCAUGAAUCCUGAUCGACCAAAAGUAUUAAAUGUGAUCAGUCUGGAGUUUUCAGACACAAAGAUGUCUGAAUUGGUGGAAGUCCCUGACAUUGCCACAAAGCUUUCAUGGGUGGAAAACUACUGGCCAGAUGACUCCGUCUUCCCCAAGCCUUUUGUUCAGAAAUAUUGCUUGAUGGGAGUUCAGGACAGCUACACUGAUUUUCAUAUUGAUUUUGGGGGCACGUCAGUCUGGUACCAUGUUCUGUGGGGUGAGAAGAUCUUCUACUUGAUCAAACCUACUGAUGAAAAUCUGGCUCUCUAUGAAUCUUGGAGUUCCUCUGUCACCCAGAGUGAAGUGUAUUUUGGGGAUAAGGUAGACAAAUGUUAUAAAUGUGUUGUGAAACAAGGACAUACCUUAUUUGUUCCUACAGGCUGGAUUCAUGCUGUGCUCACAUCUCAGGACUGUAUGGCUUUUGGAGGAAACUUUUUGCACAACCUCAAUAUUGGCAUGCAGCUCAGGUGUUAUGAAAUGGAGAAAAGGCUAAAAACCCCAGAUCUUUUCAAAUUCCCUUUCUUUGAAGCCAUCUGUUGGUUUGUGGCCAAAAACUUACUGGAAACUUUGAAAGAACUGCGGGAAGAUGGUUUCCAGCCCCAGAACUUCUUAGUCCAAGGAGUGAAGGCUUUACUUAGUGCUUUAAAGUUAUGGAUGAAAAAAGAACUUGUAACAGAACAUGCCUUUGAAAUUCCUGACAAUGUUAGGCCUGGGCAUCUCAUUAAAGAACUCUCUAAAGUGAUUCGCUCUGUAGAGGAGGAGAACAGCAAACCAGUUAAAACUCAGGGAAUUCUUGGUAUGUGCCCAGUUUCCUCACAUGAAGCAACCUCUCCUCACCAUUCCAGAAGAAAAGUGAGGAAACUGCGAGAUCAUACGAUCAAAGUUCCUUCUAAUCUGGAUAUCCUGGAGCUCCACACAAGGGAGGUACUCAAAAGGCUGGAGAUGUCUCCAUGGGAGGAGGACAUAGCAAACUCUAAACUGAAUGGAAGAUUUAACAAGCCCUUUCAGCCAUCUUCUACAGUACCUGAAUGGAAAACAAAGGACAAUGAUCUACGCCUCCUGCUUUCAAAUGGAAGAAUCAUCAGAGAUGAGCGACGACCAUUUACAGAUCGAAGUCUUUACACGGCAGACAGUGAGGAUGAGGAUGACAGGACGAGGUCAAAAAAGACAAAGACUAUUAAGAUGGAAGACCAGAGCUCAGGAUUGGACGGACAAGGGACUGCAGAUGCCCAGAAACCACUGAACAGUAAGCUUGUUUUUGCUGGAACUAAAUUCCGCAUCCUUUAUGACCAGAACAAAGUCCACUUUUACUGUGAACCUUGUCUGUGGAACUUUGUACCAACCAACUGGAAUAUGGCUUUUCACCAAAUGGUUCUUGUUUUAGGUACAUUUGGCUGUGUGUGUGAUAUGUAGGUAUGUAGAUAAUUA